Messenger RNA from Trematosphaeria pertusa, 1044 nucleotides. Its product is annotated as HCP-like protein. Bases 1 to 1044 code for a protein of 347 amino acids. NCBI's taxonomy places the organism in Eukaryota, Fungi, Ascomycota, Dothideomycetes, Pleosporales, Trematosphaeriaceae. Gene Ontology annotation, molecular function: protein binding. The transcript has 5 exons. The record is from RefSeq and is a predicted model, not a curated record.
AUGACGCUCAAAGACCUGCUGAAGAAGAAAGACAAGAUCAAGGAGGACGGCGCGGCCGAGAAGCCGCCUACGCUGUCUCCGGAAGUCCCAGAGUUCACGUUCAUGCGCACGACGACCACGACCCAGGAGACGAUCGAACCGCCCAGCUUCCCCGGCGACCCGACGCGUCAACCGCCGCUCCUCUCCCCCGCGCCGCGAGGCAAACUAGGCAGAUUCAGAAGGCAUAGCAAUGCCGCCUCUACCGCGAAUGUUGUGGAGGAAAACAAGGCUAAGCCCGAGCAUAGGUUGUUCCAUCGCAGUACAUCCACCAGCUCGGUCAACGUGCCGCAGAACCUGCCGGAGGUGGGAGGCGAUGGGGUCGCGAGGAACGAGGAGGACGAGGCCAAGUGGGAGAAGAGGGCUACGGUGCUGGUGGCUGGGAACAAUGUGCUGAGCAAGAGCGGGAGUACAACGCCGAAUCUCGAGGCGAGAAAUCCGUUGGAAGGCAAAAAAAGCAGGAGCAGGAGCCCGAGCAUCAGCUCCCCUGCGGAUGAGGAGAACAUUCAGGAGGCAAUUCGGUUACACGAGAAGGGCAAUCUUGAGGCUUCAACGGCUAUGUUUGGAAGGCUGGCGGAUCCCAAUGGCCCGAACAAUGCGCUGAGCCAGGUGCUGUACGGGCUCGCUCUCCGGCACGGCUGGGGCUGCGAGCCGGACCAGGAGCAAGCCGUCAGGUACCUCGCCAUGGCUGCCUCCAAUAGCGCAGAAGUCGAGAAGAUGGCGCUCUCCGCGGGCGUCAAGAAGGGCGGUGCGGCCAAAGGCGAGCUGGUGCUCGCCAUGUAUGAGCUGGCAAACUCCUUCCGGAACGGCUGGGGCAUCAAGAAGGACCCUGUGGCUGCGAAGCAGUAUUACGAGACGGCAGCCAAUCUGGGCGACACGGACGCCAUGAACGAGGUUGCAUGGUGUUAUCUGGAGGGUUUUGGGACCAAGAAGGAUAAGUUCAAAGCGGCUCAGUUCCUACGCCUCGCCGAGUCAAAGGGCAGUAAGCAAUUAGGCAAUACAUGGUAA